Molecule: messenger RNA, 1474 nt
Organism: Chaetomium strumarium
Lineage: Eukaryota; Fungi; Ascomycota; Sordariomycetes; Sordariales; Chaetomiaceae
Product: histidine acid phosphatase
Exons: 2
Coding region: 1-1395 (464 amino acids)
Cellular component (GO): fungal-type cell wall
Molecular function (GO): acid phosphatase activity
Source: RefSeq, a predicted model, not a curated record
AUGGUUCAGGAACAGGGCCCGAUCUCAAGAUUCCUGCCCUUUGCGCAGUUCGCUUCGGGAAAGACACUAUACUCCACCUACUCCUUCAACCCGCUGGAGCACCUGGGCGGUGUAGCGCCGUACUUCGAGCCUCAAGAUCCGCCGACCGACCCCGCGCCACCGCAGGGCUGCACUCCUUCUCGCGUCGCGUAUCUGAACCGCCAUGCAGCUAUUUACGCCAAUGACUACGACUAUGACGAGUACAUUGGGCCCUUUGUUGAGAAGCUGGAAAACAACACAGCGAUCGACUGGUCCAAAAUACCGUCACUCAACUUCCUUGCGGACUGGACUGCUCCGUUCUCCGAAGCAGAAGCAGAAUUGUUGACUCAGGUCGGCAAGCUCGAGGCGACCCAACUGGGCGUCAGCCUCGACCUUCGUUACCCGCAACUCCGCCCGCCGUCCAAAGUCUGGACCUCUUCCGCAGAGAGGACCUACAAGUCGGCACGGUCGUUUGUGCGAGGACUGGAGACGGACGACAACCAGAUCAAUGUCGUCAGCAUAUACGAGUCCAAGGAGGCCGGCGCUGAUAGCCUGACCCCUUAUAAAAGCUGUCCGGCAUACUCAUCUUCUGCCGGCAGCGACCAGUCCUCUGUCUACAAGGAGAGGUUCACGAAGCCUAUCAUGGCUCGCCUCAACGCUCUGGCACCUGGAUUCAACUUCACCUCGGAUGACAUCUAUGGCAUGAUGGAGCUGUGUGGAUACGAGACCGUCGUCCGCGGCAAGUCGCCAUUCUGCGACCUCGAUCUGUUCUCGCCCAAUGACUGGCUAGCCUGGGAGUACUCGGAGGACAUCCGGUACCACUACAACGUUGGGUAUGGCAACCAGGUGUCGGGGCCGGUCGGGCUUCCCUGGUUUAACGCUACCGCCCACAUCCUGAUGACCGACACGGCUGCUGAGGACAUGUACGUGAGCUUCACCCACCGUGAGCUGCCUCCGAUGGUGCUCGUCGCUAUGGGUCUGUUCAACAACUCGGAUAUCGGUGGUACAGAGACAACCAUCAACGACACGAUGCCGCUGGAUCGCAUCAACUACCGACGCGCCUGGAAGAGCUCCCACGUCCUGCCAUUCAUGAGCAACAUCGCCAUCGAGCGUCUGAACUGCACGGGGAGCUACGGGUACGAUAACGGCGAUUACUAUCGAGUCCUCGUCAACAGUGCGUCGCAAGAGCUGCCGGGUUGCGGAGACGGACCGGGAAACAGCUGCUCCAAGAACGGGUUUGCGAAGUAUGUCCAAGAACGAGUAGCAAUGUUUGAUGGCUUUUCGGAGAAGUGUGGUGUUAGUUACAAGAACACCACGGAUGUAUUGUCCAUCUACAGCGACCCCAGCGUCGGAAAUGGUACGGUGGUUGGCAAAUGAACGAUAAGCUAUUUAAUGUAAUGUUUUAUAAGAGAACAGGGUAUUUAGCAACCAAGAGGCCAACACUCGUCAGAGAAAG